Molecule: messenger RNA, 995 nt
Organism: Mollisia scopiformis
Lineage: Eukaryota; Fungi; Ascomycota; Leotiomycetes; Helotiales; Mollisiaceae
Exons: 2
Coding region: 31-963 (310 amino acids)
Biological process (GO): exonucleolytic trimming to generate mature 3'-end of 5.8S rRNA from tricistronic rRNA transcript (SSU-rRNA, 5.8S rRNA, LSU-rRNA)
Molecular function (GO): nucleic acid binding; 3'-5'-RNA exonuclease activity
Source: RefSeq, a predicted model, not a curated record
AAUAAAUGAAAAAGACAGCACGAUACGGCCAUGGCACCAGAAGAGCACAUUUCUGCAAAUUUGUCAAGCCUCACUCCAAACGUACGCGAGCAGCGCUACGACUUCCUAGCCAUCGUUGAUUUCGAGGCAUCAAUUAAUGAGUCCGACGGCACUCGCGAGAUCACAGAAUUUCCCCUUGUUUUGCUCUCUACCGCAACGCCAUCAUUAAACAUCAUUGACGAGUUCCACAAUUUCGUUCGACCACAACGCAAUUCUGGCAUGAAACAUAGGCACCUCAAAGACUUCCCACCACAAGAACUUCUUGACGAAAGUCCUACCUUCUCAGAAGCAUGGCAAUCCUUGCUGGCAUUUCUGGAACAGCAUGGUGCAACAGCAUCCAAUACGCUGGCAAUUACUUGCGGAGAUUGGGACUUCAGGGCCAUGCUUCCUGCAGAACAAUCCUUCUACAACAUCGCUCGUCUGCCGUUAUUCGAAAAGUGGUGCAAUAUCAAACACGCAUUCAGGUCAUUCACCGGCAAGAAAGCAGAUUCGAUGGUCCGCAUGCUGAACGUGAUUGGCCAAGAGCUGAUUGGGACGCACCACAGCGGGAUUGAUGAUGCUCGUAACAUUGCUAGCAUUGCGAGAUGGUUGCACGAGCAAGGAUGCGUCUUCAAAAUCACGAGCGAUGGAUCGGUUGAUGAGGAGGAUUUGCAACGUCAAGCAAUGUUGCAGCGCGAGAAGGAAGAAUUAAAGCAAGCUGCAGAAGAGACACGUAUUACAAAACUCUCCGGUGGGGCAGUGAAGCCUGAAGAAAUGUUCAGGAAUGAUUCCAACUUCUCAGGAUGGGAUGAUGAUGGCAUUCCGACGCAUCGGGCGGACGGGACGCCAUUGUCGAAAAGUGCUGUCAACAAGCGGAAGAAGAUGUGGAAAGCUCAGCAGGGGUUGCAUGAAAAGUAUCUAGCAUGGAGAGAAAGUUUAGAAUGAAAAAGUUAUUCAAUGUGACAGAAGUACUCAGG